CAAUUUGUAUUCUGUGUGUGAUCUCUAGAAAGAAAAGUAAGAAUGGGCGACGAAGAAGAAGAGGAGGUGGUGGCUGAAGUUGAAGCCAUGGAAGCCGUAUACGGAACCGAUUGCCUCCUUCUUCAUUCCUUCCCUCCUCAUUUCCACCUCUCCCUCAAACCCAGAACCGCUGAUGUCUCCUCCGAACAGUUUGUAGAAGUUAUUCUAGACGUACGAGCAAGCCCACAGUAUCCGAAAGAACCACCUUGUGUUGAUCUUGUGGAUUGCAAGGGUCUGGAUGAACAGAGACAAAAGCAUCUAUUAAAUUACAUACAAAGUAAAGCCUGUGAGCUGUCUCCUGGUUUAAUACUCGUAGCUCUUUGUGAGGAAGCAGUUGCGAAACUCUCAAGUAUGAAUCAUCCUGAUGGUGAUUGUCCAUUGUGUUUGUUCCCUUUGGUCCCAGACGAUCGCCAAAGUGAAACCUUGCCGUUUAUGAAAUUAAUGUCUUGCUUUCAUUGUUUUCACAGUGAAUGUAUCGGUAGGUGGUGGAAUUGGCUUCAAAUUUCUAAACAAACAGGCUCUUCCAGUUCAGAUACUGCUACUGCACGUCCUAACAAAGAUAGCUACAAAAAAUUGGAUGACGGUGUUGGAAAUUGCCCAGUCUGUCGCAAGCCUUUUCAUGCCAAGGAUUUGGAUCAUGUGCUGGACUUAGUUGGCUCACAUCCUUCCCAAUCGGAUAUGGAUAAUGAUGAUAAAGUCGAUGAUGAGGAAAAGCUCCUUCAAUCUGAGUAUGAGAUCAUUAGGAGACAGAAAUUUGAAGCUAUUCUAAAUAUACAGAAGGAGAAAAGUGGUUUGAUUGAACCCAAAAGAGAUUUAGUAAUUACGCCUGGUAUGUAUCUUCCACAACCAGUUGCAGCGCCGAGCUCCACAUCGACCAAGGAAUCUGAUGAGCAGCAAGAGAGAGAUCCACCUGCAGUUGUGUCAGGAAGACAUGACAGUGGGACCUCAAAUAGGCCAAGUUCUAGUGGGAACAUGAAUUAUGAUGCAAGGAGGCAGAGGGGAAGAAGUUAUCACAACUCAAGUUCAACUAUAAGACAACCAGUUGCAGCGCCGAGCUCCGCGUCGACCAAGGAAUCUGAUGAUCGGCAAGAAAGAGAUCCACCUGCAGUUGUGUCAGGAAAACAUGGCAGUGGGGCCUCAAAUGGGUCUAGUUCUAGUGGGAACAGGAAUUACGGUGGAAGGGGGCAGAGAGCAAGAAGUUAUCACAACUCUAGUUCAACUGUAAGACAUCCUCCAAGAAAACCAGUCCAACAGUGGGCUAUGAGAGACAAUACUAGCAGUAAGCAAUAGAAGUGACAUGUCUCUCACUGCUAUUGGUCAUAUAUAUAUAUAUAUAUAUAUAUAUAUAUAUAUAUAUAUAUAUAUAUAUUUCAUCAAUGUUUAGAAGGUGCACAACAAGAUACACAAAUUGGCAGUAAAAGACUUAAAUAGGUACAUCUCUCCCCUCCUCUUUUUUUUGUUGGGGAGGUAUUGAAGAAUAGGGGACAAAGAAAAGGAAUGACAUGCACAUGGUUCUUACUUCUUACGUUAUCUGUAGUAUCCUGUGCUUUUUUGGUUGUCAUCCUGAAGUUGUGAAUUGAUAUUCUCAAUUAGAUGUACGUCUUCUACUUUAUCAUCGCAUUGGCUCUUAGCUCGGUGAAUUCCUGUAAUUUGAAGUAAAAGCUAUAUGGUUAUUCUUGGCAAGAUUUACUAAUUGCCCAAACAUCAUAGUUGUAAUUGAAUAUGGGGCGUGGCUAUUCACACCACUCACAUUUGUUAUUUGUAUCACCCUUUCACUUUUGAGAUUCUGAAAUUA
This is a messenger RNA of Lotus japonicus, 1834 nucleotides long. RefSeq lists its product as uncharacterized. Bases 43 to 1329 code for a protein of 428 amino acids. The record is from RefSeq and is a predicted model, not a curated record. Lineage: Eukaryota; Viridiplantae; Streptophyta; Magnoliopsida; Fabales; Fabaceae. Gene Ontology annotation, cellular component: nucleus. Gene Ontology annotation, molecular function: ubiquitin protein ligase activity; protein binding. The transcript has 7 exons. Gene Ontology annotation, biological process: protein ubiquitination.